UCUAGCAUACGACCACCAACAACUAUGAGGAGGGGCGGAAUAAUAGAUCUUCAUCUUCUCAUUUGCUUAGCUGCUAGUGUAACCCAAGUGGUCCUUGCGCAGACAUCGGUGCAAACAGAAUAUGACUUUAGCGGUCUUGACAUACGUCUAGCUGGUGGUACCAGCAAUCUUGACGGACGUGUCGAGAGAAGAGUGAACGGAAUUUGGGGCACGGUCUGUCGUGAUGAAUUCGAUAUGAGCGAUGCGCGAGUUAUCUGUAAAAUGUUGUCGUCAGAUCUAUCUGCCAUCCAAAUUAUCACCGAUACAACAUACGGACCGGGAGCCGGCCCCAUACUUUACAACCAGGUGAAUUGCUCUGGAUCAGAAACUUCUAUCGACGAGUGCGCAAGUAUUUCUGGCGAACAGUGCGAACAUAAUCAGGAUGUAGCUAUCGUAUGCUCAGCUUGUCCAAGAGCUGCCGAAUUUUACUACGGCGACUUUAGCAGGGUUGCCCUGACUGCAGAAGGACAAGAGUACCACGGCAUAUUGUACCCUCUCAAUAUCACCGGAAUACGUUUGUCAGACGGCGGAGAUCCUCAGAUAGGAAGGGUAGAAUUACAGGUCCAAGGCCAAUGGGGCAAAAUCUGCGAAGACUUAUUUGACAUAAAUGAUGCAGCAGUACUCUGCAGAAUGAUGGGUUUAAAUCGUUAUACAGAGUCGACACACGCAGGCGGGACUGGUCCUAUUCAUAUUGAAAACUUAUAUUGUGAAGGCAACGAAAAUGAUCUGACUGCAUGCAUAUAUGAUGACCGCGAUGAAUGUUCGUAGAACAACGACCUUGGAGUGACAUGUUAUCUAACAAACAGACCACUUAACGUGACGGGUGUUCGCCUCGCCGAUGGAACCAGUAAAUAUGACGGCCGAGUAGAAAUCCAGGAAAACUACGAUUACUGGGGAACAGUGUGUGAUAGAUGGUUUGAUUUUAAAGACGGAAAUACACUUUGCCGAAUGAUGAACAUGUCACUAUUGCAAUAUUACGGCAGAUCAAAGCAUGGAUCAGGCACAGGUCCUAUGACGUUUGGUUACCUUACUUGCGAUAAAGACGAUUAUCACAUACAGGAUUGCUAUCAUAUGACACCAUACUAUUGCAGUUUAUCUGAAACAGUGUCCCUAUUGUGCUCCGAAUGCGAACCUCCGAAAGAAGACGGUGAAAUAACAUACUCGACAAACGGAACCAUAGCAACCGUCCAUUGCCACUAUGAGUAUCUGGCGGAUGAUCCUGUAAUUGAAUGUAUCGAUGGUCCUACGUUGAACAUAUCGUCUGUCCGUCUUGUUGAUGGUGACGGGGUUUAUGAAGGUCGUGUAGAAAUAGAGAUAGACGGAACUUAUGGCACUGUUUGUGAUAGCUUAUUUGACCUGGAUGACGCGGAAAUGAUAUGCAAAUUCUACAAUCAAAAUUUUGGCGCGGCUUAUUACUUUACGGGAGCGAGAUAUGGGGAAGGAUCAGGUCCGAUACAUAUUGACCGGCUCUUUUGCGGCGAAACGAACACGUCACUAGACCAGUGUCCAUAUCAUUCCGAAGGGUUUUGCGAUCAUUCAAGAGAUGUUUCGGCCGUGUGCAAUGAAUGUGGUCAACCAGACAUUGCCUUUUGGGGAAUCAGAUAUUUCACAUACAAUGAAUCAGCUUUGUACGCCGAUUGCUCCUAUUUUAAGACAUACGUUGGUGAAUUAAAAAUGACGUGCGACCAUGCAAACGGAGCAUGGGUAACAGAAGGGGAGUGUCAAGAAUACAGCAGACCCCUCAAUAUACAGGACGUUCGCCUUUCUGGAGGCCAGAGUGAAAUGGAAGGAAGAGUUGAGAUCAAGUCCAUGGAUAUUUGGGGCACUAUAUGCAGAGACGGAUUUGGCAAAAAAGAGGCUGACGUUAUUUGUAACAUGAUUGGCUACCCUCCAGCACAAGUCGUGUAUUUGAAUGGUGAAUAUGGCGCCGGGACUGGGCCGAUAUUUGUCGACGAUCUUUCAUGUGGUUUAUCUGACACACAUAUUAACAACUGUUCGUAUGUUACAUACGAUGACUGUUCACACCUUCAAGAUGUGGCCGUGAAAUGCACAGUAUGCGAUGACCCAACACCAGAUAAUGGCUCGAUCAACGGGACAAAGUUUGUAUACGGCAUAGUUUUAGAAGUAUCUUGCGACUACGGACACUACUUAGUAGGCGAUCAAUACAUAACUUGUCAGAAUGACGAAACAUGGAGUAGUCGACCAGAGUGUCAUUUAAUUGAAUGCGGCGACCCUACACCAGAAAACGGGAGGAGCAAUGUUUCACAGACCACAUUGAAUGAAGUUGUAGAAAUUACGUGUGACGAGGGGUAUUACAUCUCAGGGAGUUCAGUUAUUCAGUGCCAAGAGAAUCUGCAGUGGUCAGAUGACACAACAUGUGUAAUUGUGGAUUGUGGUCCGAUAGAGACUCAUCAUGCGCUGGUCGAUAUUGAGAAUGUUACAACGUUUGGCGAGAUAGCUCUUGUUAGCUGUGAUACUGGGUAUAUACCUGAGGGGACAACUCCAGUCGAAUGUCUUGCUAACGGAACUUGGAGUGAAAUUCCUUCCUGUGCUAUAAGAGAAUGUGGAGAUCCAACCCCAAGCAUGGGCCAGAGGAACACCACCGUAACCACGUACGGAACUGUUGUAUUAAUAUCAUGUGAGGAGGGCUUAGAAACUACCGGCAACUCUGUUAUAGAAUGUCAGGCGGACGGAACCUGGAGCGAUAAUCCUGUCUGUGACUCUUCAGUGUGUAUUAUUUCAGAUUGUGGGCCACUAUCUGUCGCUCACGGGCAAGUUACAACAUCUGGUGACACCACUUUUGGAAACACUGCAACAAUUGUUUGCAAUGAGGGUUACUCGCUUGGUGGUUCUGGUGAAAUCCUAUGCACAGUUUUCGGAUGGGAAAAUGUUACUUGUGUGCUUCAAGAAUGUCCAGUAAUUGAAACAUCAAUUAAUGGCUUCAUUGACGAACCAUAUUCAACAACUUUUGGCUCCACCGUGACGUUUAACUGCAAUGUUGGGUUUCUUCUGGUUUGCUCUAACGGGUACGUAAGUUUUGAUAAACCACACACCAACCCUGGACCUCCAAACACCAGUGGCCGUAAAAAUAGCCAUGGUAAUGUUUUCGACGAUGUUCCAAUUAUGGCUGCGUACUAUGCUGAAAUAAACACACAGAGAACACAAUCAAUUUCAUAUCGAACAGUUGAUAUUUUAAAUGACUUUCCAUUCAGUGAGGAACAGGAAAAUGAUAUCGACAUUGUCAGAUAUCUUGUCAGAGAAUUCGAAAAGUGGUCCUCAUUUGAACCGAAGUUUCUGCUUAUUGCCGACUGGAACAAGGUUUCACCGCUUCACAAUAACACAUUCCAUUCUUCAUCAGUGGCAUCUUUUCAGCUCGCUCUCGUUUCGGACGGACUUACGACAUUCAUCAUGAGAAUUUAUCCAAGAGAUUUAAUGCAGUGGACGUUGCAACACAAAAAUGUCAAGGGACUUUUAUUGAAUCGAGUGUCUAGUCUUGGAAAAUGGAAAUCCCAUGACGUUUUGGAUUGCGUAGAUUGGUACAAUCGACAUAUGACAGUUAAAGGCACGUAUCACGAAAUCAUGUCUAUCUACCUACCGGAAUGUCCAUGUGACCUUAACCUUGCAAGGUUUGACCCUUGGUACUGGAUAAUUGGUUCGAAAAUUCGACGAUUCUGGUGGCAAAGUGUGGAUGACUUUGAGGGAGAUGUUGUUUGUGUGGACAUGUGGCAUAGAAGUAUAUUUGAUCCAUAUGGAAAGUCUUGUUGCUAUUAUCGCGAGUCACGUCGAUUUGUUGAGGGGCGACCACUUGCUGGCGGUUUAUACCACUUCCACCCGUCAUUCUCCGCGAGGGAUCAUGCCAUAUAUGAUGUUGGAAUGAAACAAAAAUGUUGCAAAUCAAACUAUUGCGAAUUAUAUUAUCAGCUCCAUCCUAUUGGAACUUGUUACACGCGGUCACCCUAUAGUCAAGGUAAAUUCUGGGGGGACCCUCAUAUUAGCACAUUGGAUGGAAUGAAUUAUACUUUCAACGGGCUUGGAGAAUACACACUUCUUCUGACGGAAUCCAACAACACCUGGUUCACUUUGCAAGCACGAACCGAGCGAGCCAUUAAGCACGAUGGUAACUUGUCUGAUGCCACUAUAUUCAGUGCUUUCGCAGCAAAGGAUCAUACAAAUGCCUCCCUUCACGUAGAACUUAACUCAGCUAAAGAAGGAUUUAUUUUGUACGGAAACGGAGUGGACCUUACAACACAGUUCCAGACCGGUGUCGAUUAUGAUUCGUCCACGCUAUCUAUUUCAAACAACAAUGGUUCUGCAAGGGUGUUUUUCAAAAACACAGGUGUUAUGCUGGACGUAGGUGUUGGUGUCGAGAUGCUUUCUUUGAGUACAAUAGUGCCAUCCAGGUUUGCCAACAUUACAUGUGGGCUUCUGGGAAAUUUUGACGGCGAUUCUUCUAAUGACUUGAAGUUUCCGAAUGGAACUGCUCUUAACUCCUCCUCAUCGGAACGUGAAAUGUUCUUCUACGGUCAAACAUGGGCUGUAAAUGAAAGUACAACAGUGUUCUUCUAUGAGGAUGGAAAAGAUCACGAUAACUUUCACAACACUUCCUAUGUACCACUCUUUCUGGACGAGGUUGAUAAUGUCACAAUGGCUUUGGCCGUAGAGGCUUGUAAAGGAACAUCAAGCACAGAAUGUAUUUACGACUUUGCACUCACACUGAAUCCGGCGAUCGCCGCAGAUACAGUGAAUAGAAGACAGCAGUUUGACAAAGACCAGCAGGAAAUAGACCAGGUUAUACCAACUGUUGAGGGAUGCAAUGUUGUCAACGUUACUGCAGGGGAAAACGUAACAUGUACUGUAAAUGUUGACGACAGCAUCGAUAUAGAGAUCCUGGGAAACAAAACAUAUAAUGCUACUUUUGAUCGAUUGUCAUCAACCAUAAAGUAUACGCAUACUGGUGACAUAUCCUCACCAUUAAGGUACCAGGCCGUAAAUCAAGAAGGCCUCGCGUCUGUCGAGCAUGUUAUCUCCGUCGUCGUUUGUACAGGGUGUAACAACCAUGGCAAUUGUACGCCAGUUUUACGGGCUGAUCGGAAUGACGAUAACUUCAGAUACAACGAGUGUGAAUGUCGGCCAGGAUAUGACGGAAUUAACUGCGAAAGUAACUACGAUGGUUGUGCGGGUAACCCUUGUUCCCUUGGCAGUAACUGCACUGAUUUGUCACCAGAGGAGCAGCAAAGUCAAGGACGAGCGUACAUGUGUAGUGAGUGUCCAUUAGGGUACAUAGCUCAGGAAUACGACGAAAACAUUUGCAUUGACAUAGAUGAAUGCGCUAGUAACAGUUCUUGCGAACAAUCGUGCAUAAAUACAGAAGGAAGUUUCAUAUGUCUAUGUGAACGAGGAUUACAACAAGACCGCACCAACUUAUCUUCGUGCAGAGAUAUCAAUGAAUGCGAAGAUGAAACUCAUAACUGUAGUCAGGUGUGCGUCAACAUCUACGGCGGUUAUCGAUGUGAAUGUAGGACGGGCUUUGUUCUGAACGAAACCACCGGGCAGUGUUUACAAGGCGAUGUAAAUCAAUGUGACUCUGCAACCAUAAAUUGUAACAACACUGCUGGAUGCACAGUGGACGAAGACAAUACAACAACAUGUUUUUGCGAGAGAGGGUUGGAGCUGGAUAGCUCGGGAGCAAGUUGCAAAGAUAUCGACGAAUGUCUGCGACACAUAUGUCCCCAAGAAUGCGUCAAUUUCAGAGGUGGAUUUGAAUGUACGUGUUUAGAUGGAUACCUACUGGAAGGAAUAUCAACAUGUUCUGAAUGCGAAGUACCAUAUUUUGGACAUAAAUGUAACAAUACGUGUGACUGUUCCGGAAGAGGUACAAUAGAAUGCAAUCCUGUAAGAGGUUGUGUGUGUGAGGCGGGAUGGACCGGAGGCACAUGUGAUGAUGACAUCAAUGAAUGUGACGUAGAUCCUGACAUAUGCGCAGAUGUUCGAAAGUAUUGCACUAAUAAUGUUGGAUCUUACACAUGUGAUUGCAUAAAUGGGUAUGAGAAGAACGACGAAGAUGCAUGCACAGAUGUUGAUGAAUGUGCCGACGCGUCGUUGCACGACUGCCACCAACAGUGUUCAAACAACAUUGGCAGUUAUAGCUGCAGCUGUAGCGUUGGUUAUGCCAAAAUAAAUGGAACGUCGUGUCAAGAUUUUGAUGAAUGUGCUCGUGGAACUGCGACCUGUGAACAAAUGUGUGAGAACGUGCCUGGCUCCUACAACUGCUAUUGUCACUUUGGCUACAAAUUGAGUGAUGAUCGUCGGACAUGUACCAAAAUUGCCGAUCCGUGCAGGACAUUGUAUAAUCUGACAUGUACCGGGUACUGUGUGGUCAAAGAUAACACAGCAGAAUGUAGGUGUCGACAAGGGUUCGUUUUAACAGAAGAUACACAGACAUGCCUUGAUGUAAAUGAAUGUCAAACCAGUGAGUUGAAUGGCUGCGAUUCUGCCGCCACAUGUAUGAACACUGACGGAUCAUAUCAGUGUGAAUGUCCAAUAGGUGCACGUUUGGAAAAUGAUGGUCGCACAUGCACAGAAUGCGAUGAAUUCCAUUUUGGUCGAAAUUGUUCACAAGAGUGCAGCUGCAUUAAGGGCACAUGUAACAAUACAAGAGGUUGUAUUUGUGAGAGCGGAUGGACGGGACCUAACUGCGAUGUAGAUAUUGACGAAUGUGCUUUAAACGCAUUCAACUGCACACGUCCUUACACACAGUGCGUGAAUGCUCCCGGGUCAGCCGCUUGUCAAUGUAAAACAGGUUACACUGCUGACGAAACAUCAGGCGAAUGUUUGGAUAUCGAUGAAUGCGUUAAGAUAUCGACGCACGACUGUGAACAAUUUUGCAAUAACACUGACGGAAGUUACGAAUGCAGCUGUCGACAUGGAUUUUUGCAAAAUGGCGGAAGUUGUACAGAUAUUAAUGAGUGCAAUGGAGCGCACAAUUGUGAACACCAGUGUGAAAACAUUGUUGGCAGUUUUAAAUGCUUCUGUGAUACCGGGUACAGAUUGAACCUCGCGGACAGACAAUCCUGCAUACCGGAAAACGAGUGUACGGAUGACCAACGUAUCACCUGUCCACAAAAUGCCACGUGUGCCGUAACGGACGGGAGUGUCGCUUGUACCUGUCCAAAGGGUCAUCGCUUGAUUAACGGGAACUGCGACGAUAUAAACGAGUGCCAACAGGAAACAGAUGCCUGUACGCAGCAGUGCUCAAACAAAGAUGGUGGAUACGUUUGUUCAUGUGAUACCGGAUUCCAGCUGUUAUCUGACGGGUCUACUUGUAGAGUGUGUUCAGACUGGCGAUACGGUCAAAACUGCGCUUUAUUAUGCUUAUGUAACGAAGACAAUACCCGAAUAUGCAACGGAACAAACGGAGAAUGUUCUUGCAAAGCUGGUUGGAGCGGCUCUACCUGUUCCGAAAACUUGAAUGAAUGCUCUCCUGAUGGCUCCAACAAUUGCCCGGAUAAUUCAAGUUGUGUUGACACUCCAGGGAGUUUUAAAUGUGUGUGUAACACGGGAUAUCUCAUGAAUGGAUAUGGGAAGUGCCAAGAAUGUCAGCAGGGUCAUUAUGGAAAUGAUUGUGUCGACACUUGUACGUGCAAUGCGUUCAGGACCGAAUCUUGCAAUCACGUGACCGGAAACUGUUCGUGCGAUGACGGUUGGACGGGUGAAAUAUGUGACGAAGAUGUUGAUGAAUGUAGGGAUCAAAGAUUGAACACCUGCACGAUUAACUCUGAGUGUAGUAAUACGUUUGGCAGUUAUCUUUGUAACUGCAACAGAGGCUACAAAACACAACCAAACACCAAUGACUGUAGCGGUAAGGGUUGGAAAGGAGAGAUAUGCUCCGAAGAUGUGGACGAAUGUUCGGAAACGCCUGAAGUUUGCUCUGUGAAGGAUAACAGUCAUUGCGAAAACGUGGACGGGUCGUACGUAUGUUCUUGCGACGCUGGUUACAAUGCAAACGAUGACAUGUGUGAAGACGUCAAGGAGUGUUUAACUGAGGCGUUGAACGACUGUGAUGAGCGAGCAGAGUGUGUAGAAACUGACGGGAAUUACACUAGCCUUUGUCCAGUCGGAAUGCAUCUGCAAGAUGAUGGACGAUCUUGUAAAGAUGGCGAUGAAAACUUUUACGGAUUGAACUGUUCCAAAAUGUGCAAAUGUGUUCAGGGAUCUUGCAACAAAACAUCAGGGUGCCACUGUGAUUCCGGAUGGACAGGGAUCCAAUGCGACAUCGAUAAAGAUGAAUGUAAAACAGGUGAUUUAGUCUGUGAAGAUCCAAACACCGUAUGCAAUAACACGAUAGGUAGUGCGAACUGUGUUUGUCAAGAUGGGUACGAGAGGAACAAGACGACAGAACAUUGCAACGACAUUGAUGAGUGUAAAGAAGGGGAUUUGAACAACUGCACACAGACAUGCAUAAAUACUGCUGGUGGAUACAGUUGUGGUUGUUAUGGGGGCUAUAGCUAUAGCAGAGCAAAUAACACAUGCAACGACGAUGACGAGUGUCAUGCCGAUACCUUGAACGAUUGCGACCAAACCUGUGACAAUACCGAAGGAGGGUACAUGUGUGAAUGUGAACAUGGGUUCUUUCUAGAUGUUUCAGACAACGAAACAUGCCUACCUGUGACUAAUUGCACAGAGAAAGAAGUUGCAGCAUGCCCCGACCAUUCGGUUUGCUUUAGAAAUAGAACUGAGCUGGACUGCCGAUGCAAUAAAGGAUAUUUUAAAGAAAAUGAACAAUGCAAAGAUGAAGAUGAAUGCAGCAAUUUCUCUCCAUGUGCCCAGCAAUGCAACAACACCGCCGGAAGCUUCUUCUGCAGCUGUAACAUUGGUUUCAAACUGAUACAAGACACUGAUUGCGAAGAAUGUGAACCAUACACAUUCGGUCAACAAUGCGAAUCGUCAUGUAACUGUGAUCAGGCACAUGCACACUCAUGUGACGCCGUAAAUGGCACGUGCGCAUGCGCAGCCGGUUGGACAGGAGAUAAUUGCACAGAAAACGUGAACGAGUGUGAGGAUCAGUCUUCUAUUGCUUGUCAUGAACACUCGCAUUGUGACGACACUGCCGGUAGUUUCUCAUGUCUAUGCAACACAGGGUACAUAGUGAACCAAGACGGUUUAUGUGACGUGUGUGAACCAUUUCGGUAUGGCGACUCCUGUGAAAGCCAGUGCUCUUGUUCUCCUACCGGUGCUGAAUCGUGUGAUCAUGUCCUUGGAAACUGUUCGUGCAAAAUUAACUGGCAAGGUGACCAGUGCAAUGACGAUGUUGACGAAUGUAGCUUCAAGGAAAAUGUGUGUGCAGAGAAAUCCAACUCCUCGUGCAUAAAUUAUGUAGGAUCGUUUACUUGCUCGUGUGACGCAGGAUAUACAGAUAACAAUGGUGCUUGUGGAGAUGUGAAUGAAUGUGAUGCAAACGGAUGCGAUCAAGAUGCCACAUGCCAUAAUUCGGAUGGUUCCUUUUUAUGCAUUUGUCCAGUAGGCAAGCGGUUGAACAAUGAUAAUUCUUGUCAAGAGUGUGGUAACAACACUUUUGGAACUGAGUGUAACGAGAAUUGCAACUGCACAUUUGGAAACACUCAAAGUGACGAACAGUCGUGUGACAGAGAGACGGGAACGUGCAUUUGUAACUCACAUUGGACAGGGGACAGAUGUGAAAUUGAUGUUAAUGAAUGCACUAGUUCUGGUAUAUGCACGAACGCCAACGCUGGCUGUUUCAAUCUCCCUGGAGGAUUCCGCUGUGAUUGUCUUAGAGGAUACAGGAAAAAUAACGGAACUGGAGAAUGUGAAAUUGUUGGCGAAAGAACAACAGUACAAACUGCAGCUGAUGAGGUUCGAGUUGAUCUCACGAUAAUUCUGGAGGUUGAAUUGGACCCAGGAACAGAUCUCGGCGUACAGACAGUCUUUGAUGACAUAGCAGCAAAAGUCAAAUAUUCGAUCAGGAAGCUUUUGUCAAAAUUCAUAUCAGUAGAAAUAACUAUUGUAAUCAAUGACUUAAGCCUUGGAAGCAUAACUGUGAACUACUCGAUCAUAUACCCGAAGAUUCCUCAAGUGGCGUUGGGUGUCUCACAGGCCCUAGUAGACAUUGCUGCCGGCACAGAGAUAGAAUACGAUGGGUUGAACGUGUCCGCGUCCACACCAGAGUCAUACAAGAAUGACGACUUGUGCGGACUAUAUGAACAAGCACUUGGUGGUUGUGAAUCCGGAUUUGAAUGCGUCAUGGAAGGGAGUGAACCCAUGUGUCAACUGUUGCCAACCUCGGACAACUAUGCAGUUGUAGUAGGAGUAACAGUUGGUCUCAGUGUCUUCUGUAUAGCCGUUAUGGUCAUCAUCACCACUAUUGUUGUUUACACCAGGAACCGAAAGGCACGCUUUGGCAAUCUUCAUAGGCGGCGUGGUUCGGCAGCAUCAGCCGACAAACAGAUGAAUGUUUGGCCCCCUUGGAAAGAAAACGUUGCAGCGACUGACCCUCGUUACACCUCAUGGAGAACAAAGGCCCUUAAUUACGGACGAGAAAACACAUUUGUAUAUCCGUAUCACCUGCCACGAGUUGUAUCAGCCAGGACCAGGGAGCAACAACAGGCAACGUACUUGGCACAGUACUGAGACUUCACUGAAAAACACUAACAUUUCUAAGAAUGGAUUUUUUUUUUAAUUUUGAGGAAUUCAUAUACACAUUCUGAAAACACCAUUCAUAGAGCCUCACCAGGGGAACUGUUUACUAAGCUUAUUUUCUGAAAAUGUAUAAGUUUAAUGCGUGUGUGUGUGUGUGUGUGUGCGUGUGUGCGUGCGUGUGCGUGUGCGUGUUUAUAUCUUUAUAUAUAACCAGAAUUUAUAUUUGUUGCGAAAAGGUUAUUUGUUUGCUUUCAUAUGUACUUGUUUUUGUCUAUUUGUGAUAGCAUACUAUAUGGAACUAUCUUUUCGUAUAAAUACCACUGUAUACGAUCAUUGCUUACACCAUGGUUAUAUCCAUCCUAUAUACAUACUUGACUCUAACAUAAUAGGUAAGAACAUAUUUUCAAUUUACUGCACUUUGACAUAAACUUUAAUGUUUGAUCAUGGAUUUACGUUAUAGGCAAACUGGGCCGGGUGUUAAAUUUACUUUAUGUUUGUAUUGAAAAUAUACACAAGUCACUAUAAAAUAACUUACUUGGUAUAUGCCUGAAACAAUUGAUAUUAAUAAACUGUAGCACAAUGUGAGUUUGUUUAAGACAAUGCUUUUUUCAACGUAAAGUAUCAAUAUACGAUAUUUUAUUGUUAUACAUACUUUAAUAUGUUAAUACUUUGUUCAGUAAUUUUGGAUAUUCCAAUCGCACAAGGAGUUUGUUAUUCAAGUUUUGUUCCACUUAUUACACAAAUAAUAGGAGACGUUUUUGUUCAACAUUUGGAAAGCGUUAUUCAAAAACAAAACAAUAUUUUUUGAAUUUCAACCGAACUUUUAUGUAUUUUUGUACAUAUAUUUAGAUUUAUUAACGCAGAUUAUCAUCACAUUAGCUUAAUAUAGAAAUGGUUGUGGAAAUAAGGCAGAUGUUGAACGCAGAAUGUGCCUAUAUAAUAAUGCAUAAGAAACGAGUUUCAUUUAUUGAUUGGAUGCAACUUCUGUUAGAAAUAGGAUUUUAGAAAUUAAUAUAUACAUCGCUAUUAUUGUACUCGAACACACAUAUAUAAAAGUAUUGCAUUGUUGAAUUGUGUUACAGAACCUUUUUUUUAUUUUCGUAUACAAAAUAUUUACUCAGAGAAUCAGUUAAUCACUUUGUUAUUCAAGAAGUGUUAGUACUAUGUUGUGUUGUUAAGCUUUAUAUCGUAUUUUCCUGAUUUUUAGAUAACAUUUCUUAAUAACUUUUCUAAAUUAGAUUCUAUUUUUAACUAAUCACUC
Mya arenaria is the source of this 11953-nucleotide messenger RNA. RefSeq lists its product as uncharacterized. Gene Ontology annotation, biological process: cell-matrix adhesion. Gene Ontology annotation, cellular component: membrane. Lineage: Eukaryota; Metazoa; Mollusca; Bivalvia; Myida; Myidae. The record is from RefSeq and is a predicted model, not a curated record. Gene Ontology annotation, molecular function: calcium ion binding. The transcript is spliced from 72 exons.